Molecule: messenger RNA, 1036 nt
Organism: Leptopilina boulardi
Lineage: Eukaryota; Metazoa; Arthropoda; Insecta; Hymenoptera; Figitidae
Product: glutathione S-transferase 1-like
Exons: 6
Coding region: 176-823 (215 amino acids)
Biological process (GO): glutathione metabolic process
Molecular function (GO): glutathione transferase activity
Source: RefSeq, a predicted model, not a curated record
ACCGAUUAACAACUAAUUCCACUGUAACUUCCCUUAUAUGAGUAAUCGUUAAUAAUAUUAGAAAAUCCUAACCGGUCUUUAUAACCAAGUCGUCGAGACCAACCUGUUCAGUUUGAAUUUGAAUUCCUUUCAGUCAACUACUUCGAGUAUUCCUGUGUAACUUUCAGAUACCAAAAUGACAAUUGAUUUAUAUCAACUACCCGGCAGCUCGCCUUGCCGGACUGUUCGAUUGGUUGCCGCUGCUUUAGGGGUUAAAUUGAAUUUAAAACCUUGUGAUUUAAUGAAGGGUGAACAUUUAAAGCCAGAAUAUCUUAAGAUGAACCCUCAACACACUAUUCCAACAAUGGAUGAUAAUGGUUUCUACUUAGGAGAAAGUCGAGCUAUUAUAACCUACUUGGCUGAUCAAUAUGGAAAAGAUGAUUCUCUUUAUCCCAAAGAUCCCAAGAAACGUGCUAUUGUUAAUCAAAGAUUGUUCUUCGAUUUGGGAACACUUUACCAAGCAUUUUCAACAUAUUAUUACCCAAUAAUCUUUGCAAAUGCUCCUAAAGACGAGGAAAAUUAUAAGAAAAUUGCAACAGCUAUUGGAUUUUUGGAUAAAUUCCUUGAGGGUGAAAAUUAUGUGGCUGGAAAAAAUAUGACUAUCGCCGAUCUUGCUCUAACUACCACAGUUUCAAACUUUGAGGUUAUGGAUUAUGACUUAAGUAGUUUCAAAAAUGUCACCAAAUGGUACUCAAAAAUAAAGAAAGAAGCUACCAAUUAUGAGGGGACCAAUGGAGAAGGAGCAAAAGCAUUCAAAGCUCUUGUCGAUGCAAUGAAGAAAUAAAUUUAUCUUUCCCUUUUACCAUCGUUUUAAAAUACAUUUCUAAUAUAUUAUUUUCAUAAAUUCGCGCACAAAAAUGUAGGUACAAAUUAUAAUAAUCAUGUUGAAAUUUUUUUAUAAUGCAUUACGAUUGUUUUUCAUAUUAUAUAAAAUAAAUUAUUAUAAAGACUGUUUAAUUGUGAUUUAAAAAGAUAAAAUAAAAUUUAUGUCGAAAAA